Molecule: messenger RNA, 1246 nt
Organism: Camponotus floridanus (Florida carpenter ant)
Lineage: Eukaryota; Metazoa; Arthropoda; Insecta; Hymenoptera; Formicidae
Product: germinal-center associated nuclear protein
Exons: 7
Coding region: 155-1231 (358 amino acids)
Biological process (GO): centrosome duplication; spindle assembly
Cellular component (GO): centrosome; spindle; nucleus
Source: RefSeq, a predicted model, not a curated record
GGAGGGGGAAGGACGCGCUGUUUGACAAUACGAAAGUUUCGAAGUGUCAAACGGAACGCAUGCGCAGAGAGAUUGAUACACAUGUUUGUUAUGGAUAGAAUGUUGUCAGUUGUUAUUUUGUUAAGUUUCUGCGAGAGAUACAAAUUAUAAAAAAAUGUCUGUCGAACCAAUAAUAGGAAGGUGCCUCUUGAUGUGUCCGGAAAAAGAGAGACGGAUGAGAGAGAGAGAAGGUUUAUUGCACAAAUAUGAGAUUGACGAGAAAACAAGAUACAUGAAAAAGCGUAAGGCUGAUCCAGCAAAAACUAUAAAGUGCUUUAGUCGUUCUGCUGCUGGUCAAGAUAUGACAGAUCCCUAUUCAUUACGUCCACCUCAUGUAUUACUAUCCACUAUCCGAUAUUUAUUCACCGAGAUAAUCACAAAAACUGAUUUAAAUUGGACAUUAAUAUACGAUUUUGUAUUUGACCGAUUGAGAUCAGUGCGACAAGAUGCUGUAAUCCAAAGAAUUGAUAUUACUUCAAAUAUUCUCCUUCUAGAACCAAUUGUCCGAUUCCAUAUUUAUGCUGCACAGAGGCUCUGCACAAAAAAUAUUUCGGAAUUUGAUGCUAAAAUAAAUGAUAAACAUUUAUUAGAAUGUAUCAAACAGUUACUUGUAUUAUAUGAUAACCGAGAUAAUAGAAAUAAUAUAGAAGAACAUGAAGAGCUUGAAAAAUUGGCGUUAAACGAUAGUCGAUCAGAAAUGGAAGCUUUAUAUAUUCUUCUCCAUAUCGGAGAUCAGGAAGCUUUAAAAAGAGCUCUUAUGCUUCCUUCAAAUCUAAAAAAUUCACCGGCAAUUCAAUUAGCCACAAAAAUAUCACUUGCUUGGUAUAUAAGAAAUUAUGUUCGCGUUUGUUAUCUGGUUCAACAAUUACCUCCAAUAUUGGCUUGUGCAUUUUUUUGUAAUUUACAGAAUUUUAGAAGAAGUGUUCUACAAAUCAUGAGUUUUGGCUAUAAUAGCAAAGUGUUGACAUUCCCAGGACUAAAAUUACAAAAACUUUUAUUCUAUAAAGAUAUAAGUGGGGUACAGGCAGAUUGCAACUUAUUUGGCUUAACAUUUAUUAAUGAAAAUAUUUUAUUUCAAAAAUCGCAGUUUAAGGAAGAAAUUUUGCAAGCCAAUCCUGAGAUGUAUUACACUUCUGCCAUGAUGCAUAAAUUUAUACCAAAAAUUCUGUUGGAAUGUACCUCUAAUGAAUAAUAAAUGUUGAUGUAC